Theobroma umbraticum is the source of this 1920-nucleotide messenger RNA. Its product is annotated as protein trichome berefringence-like 7. Gene Ontology annotation, molecular function: O-acetyltransferase activity. NCBI's taxonomy places the organism in Eukaryota, Viridiplantae, Streptophyta, Magnoliopsida, Malvales, Malvaceae. Gene Ontology annotation, cellular component: Golgi apparatus. The record is from RefSeq and is a predicted model, not a curated record.
UUUCAACGAACUUCACCUUUGUGCUCUUUACUCUUUCGCCGUGUUUUAGUUCUUACAUCGUGCUCCCCAAAAUACCCUCACCUUCUUUAUUUCAUUAUUCUCAACCACCUUGCUUGCUACUCCUACAUCCCAAAAGCUUUGAGCUCCCUGCCAUGCCGAGGUGAGUUGAAGAAACAUCUGUAAAGGUUGGUAUAAAAAAGGUUUUUGUUUUAUGUUAUUUGCUUGAGAAAAUGUGGGAUCUUGGACAAUUGCAUAGUUUAUGUUAUAAUGCUGCUAACUUGGUUUAGCUUUACUUUGAUUGUUCAUCUCAGAAGAAAGUUGGAAGGUUUUUUCGGUCAAGAGUGUGCAUUUUGGAAUAGAUAGUUAAGAUGGCGGGUAGUUUUGAGGUUGAACAGUAUUCAUUAAGCAAGUUGAGGCAAUUUCAUGAAAGGUUUUUGAGUUUUAGCAACAAAAUUGUAAAGGGUCAUUGUAAGCUUUGGGUUUCUGAAUCGAUCAGUGCACUUGUUGUUAUUGGUUUAUUUUUAUCAUUCCUUUUAGCAACGGUAUGCGCAUAUUUUUAUGUGUUUCCAAGAUAUCAGCCUGCGGCGGUUCGUACUUAUAGAGUUCACGAGUCUAGUAAUUCAGUUGGCAAAUGCAAUGUUUUUGAAGGGAAAUGGAUCCCCGAUGAAAGUUACCCUUUAUAUAAUGCUUCACAAUGUCCUUUUGCCGAACCUGGGUUUAAUUGCCUGGCUAAUGGGAGAAGAGAUAGAGGUUAUCAGAAAUGGAGAUGGAAGCCUAAGAAUUGUGACAUUCCAAAAUUUAAUGUGCAGGAGAUUCUUGGAAAGCUUCAUGGGAAACGGAUUGUUUUUGUUGGUGAUUCGUUGAGCAGAACACAGUGGGAGUCUAUGAUAUGUUUGCUUAUGACAGGUGUGGAGGAUAAGAGGGAUGUCUAUGAAAUUAAUGGAAAUAAGAUCGCCAAAAAGAUUAGGUUUUUAGGGGUGUGGUUCAGUUCAUUUAAUUUACGUGUAGACUUUUAUCGAUCAGUUUUCCUAGUUCAGCCUGGUCCAGCACCAAGGCGUGCACCCAAGAGGGUUAAAUCAACAGUCAGACUUGACAAGCUGGAUGAUAUUAGCAAAGAGUGGAUAGACUCCGAUUUCCUGAUAUUUAAUUCAGGGCAUUGGUGGACACCAACUAAGCUUUUUGAUAUGGGUUGCUAUUUUCAGUCAGGUGGAUCACUAAAGCUUGGAAUGGGGAUCACUUCUGGCUUCAGAAGUUCAUUAAAAACAUGGGCAGCUUGGGUUGAGACAUCAAUCAACAGAAACAGAACUAGGGUAUUCUUCCGGACUUUUGAAUCUUCCCAUUGGAUUGGUCGAAACCGUAAUUCCUGCAAAGUGACUCGACGCCCAUGGUUGAAAACUAAAGGGAGGGACCGUAGCCGAAUUUCUGACAUUAUAAUUGACGUUGUGAAGAAAAUGACAACUCCUGUAGCAGUGUUACAUGUUACCCCCAUGGGGGCAUUUCGUAGUGAUGCUCAUGUUGGCGCUUGGAGUGACAAUCCAUCAGUACCUGAUUGUAGCCAUUGGUGUCUACCUGGAGUACCUGAUACUUGGAAUGAAAUUCUCCUAUCAAUGAUGCUCUCAAAGAAUGGACUAACGACUUAGUGAACUGGAAUUUACAAUCCUUUCACUUGCCUUCCAGCAUCAACGACGUCCAACUGUGUAAGUCAUAAAUUACAAAGAAAAGUUUGCCUUUUCAGUUAAUUUUUCCUAACCCAGGGGUAGAUUACAAGGCAAACAUGUAAAUUUCAAAUCAAGAAAUUUUUUCGUUUCUGAUGGUCCCUCGCCCCUGCCCUGCCUCCAUCCUCAACUCUUACUAAGUUGUAUAAGUAUAGUCCCUUAUUGGGAGAAAGAUCAAUGAAAAUUUCCAUUAUGGUGGUCUUAA